Molecule: messenger RNA, 930 nt
Organism: Symbiodinium sp. CCMP2456
Lineage: Eukaryota; Dinophyceae; Suessiales; Symbiodiniaceae
Source: the annotation of a GenBank genome assembly
AUGCGACAGGACUCUAGAGAUUCCCAAAUCAUCGCGAGCAGUCCGGGUUGCUGUGUGUGUUGCACCGCCGGAGACUUCUGCUGGUCACUGCUUGGUCAGGAGUACCUCAACUGCGUCUCUGAGGUGGCUGGCAGCCGAAAUGCCAUUGAGCAUUUCCAGACAGAGGCUGCGCGCUGGCGUGUGACUCUCCGAGAGCAUCGGGAGCAAGAACUUCAGCGGCGGCAGGCUGACAGUGAGUUAAGAGCUCGACUGGGCGACCUGGCAGUGCGGCCGCUGCCGGCUGGCCAGGAGUUCAGCACCCUGAAGCUCGCCAAGCAUGUGGGUCACUGCUGGACAGAAGCUUGGAGGGCAGGGGCAGCUCGCCGAGACGAGACGGCGAAGCUGAAGGAGACCCGCAGUAGACUGGAAAGCCAACUGCUGAAUGCAAAGGCCGACAUGGAGCUCGAAACGCAGAGCCUAGCCAGAGCAGAAGAGGAGCUGCAGCGACUUGUUGCAGAUCACAGAGCCAGAGAGCGCAUCGUGAAGGAAGAAUUUGCGGUGGCUCGGGCGACGAACUCCCUGCUCUUGGAGGAGAAAGCCCAAUGGCUGCAGACGAGGCCAAAGUUGCUCAAUUUUCUCGAAGACUGCAGCCGGCAAACGCCCAGUUCCCAAGCAGCGCAUGGUCCACAUGCUGCGCAUGCUAAGCAUGCUGCGGAAAGGCGAAGUGCUUCGCCACGUGCGGACGCAGCAGCGCAGGCUUUGCAAGCUGCCGAACGGGAGAACAAGGAGCUGCAGGCCACCAUUGCUGCCCUGGAACAUGACAAGGCACGCCUGAUUCAGGAUCAGGAAGAGCUCAUCCGGCGCGUGCGAGCUCGAGUCGUCGCGCGGACUCGAUUCAGAUUGCUGUUUGUACGCUCAGAAUACAGACGGCACCAGUUGCUAGUAUUAUAG